Homarus americanus (American lobster) is the source of this 993-nucleotide messenger RNA. Its product is annotated as histidine-rich glycoprotein-like. NCBI's taxonomy places the organism in Eukaryota, Metazoa, Arthropoda, Malacostraca, Decapoda, Nephropidae. The coding region runs from base 1 to 993 and encodes 330 amino acids. The transcript is spliced from 2 exons. The record is from RefSeq and is a predicted model, not a curated record.
AUGCCCGACGCCAAGGGAACAGAUCCACACCAUACACCAGGGAACAGAUCCACACCAUACACCAGGGAACAGAUCCACACCAUACACCAGGGAACAGAUCCACACCAUACACCAGGGAACAGAUCCACACCAUACACCAGGGAACAGAUCCACACCAUACACCAGGGAACAGAUCCACACACCACCAGGAACAAUCCACACCAUACACCAGGGAACAGAUCCACACCAUACACCAGGGAACAGAUCCACACCAUACACACAGGAACAGAUCCACACCAUACACCAGGGAACAGAUCCACACCAUACACCAGGGAACAGAUCCACACCAUACACCAGGGAACAGAUCCACACCAUACACCAGGGAACAGAUCCACACCAUACACCAGGGAACAGAUCCACACCAUACACCAGGGAACAGAUCCACACCAUACACCAGGGAACAGAUCCACACCAUACACCAGGGAACAGAUCCACACCAUACACCAGGGAACAGAUCCACACCAUACACCAGGGAACAGAUCCACACACCAUACACCAGGGAACAGAUCCACACACACCAUACACCAGGAACAGAUCCACACCAUGCACCAGGAACAGAUCCACACCAUACACCAGGAACAGAUCACACACCAUACACCAGGGGAACAGAUCCACACCAUACACCAGGGAACAGAUCCACACCAUACACCAGGGGAACAGAUCCACCAUACACCAGGAACAGAUCCACCAUACACCAGGGAACAGAUCCACACCAUACACCAGGGAACAGAUCCACACCAUACACCAGGGAACAGAUCCACACCAUACACCAGGGAACAGAUCCACACCAUACACCAGGGAACAGAUCCACACCAUACACCAGGGAACAGAUCCACACCAUACACCAGGGAACAGAUCCACACCAUACACCAGGGAACAGAUCCACACCAUACAGACCUUACAAUCAAAUCUUAUCACUAUAACCUGGACCCAAAAAUGAACGUAUCUAAUUAA